Molecule: messenger RNA, 483 nt
Organism: Nomia melanderi (Alkali bee)
Lineage: Eukaryota; Metazoa; Arthropoda; Insecta; Hymenoptera; Halictidae
Source: RefSeq, a predicted model, not a curated record
AUGGUUGCGUUGCUGUCGUUGCUGCGGUCCGAUUACAAACAACAUCAGACGGGGAAGAAGGGUGGACGCGGAUCGGCGAGCGCCGGGUCCAGAGGCGGAAGCGUGGUCGUCGCGGGUCGCCGGGUUAGCAGCAACGCUGGAGACAGCAACAGCUAUGACAGCGGGACGGAUAACAACCCGCGGACAGCGUCCACCCGCGAGGUCGUGUUCCCGGACUCGUUCGAGGUGCUGCCGCAGCCUAGGGACCUGAGCGUGGUCUACAUGGGCGUGCCCCACGAGCAACAACGGAAGUUCAGGUGUCGCUUCUGCGGGAAAGGCUACCGAUGGAAGAGCACGAUGCGACGCCACGAGAUGGUCGAGUGCGGCGGCAAGCCGCCAGCCUUUCAGUGCCCUGAGUGCCCGUACAAGGCCAGGCAAAGGGGAAACCUGACCGUCCACUACAAACGACACCAUCAGAAAAUCGGCUAUGACGAGGGCGCCUAA